Sodiomyces alkalinus F11 is the source of this 1326-nucleotide messenger RNA. Its product is annotated as ADP-ribosylation factor 1. Lineage: Eukaryota; Fungi; Ascomycota; Sordariomycetes; Glomerellales; Plectosphaerellaceae. Gene Ontology annotation, molecular function: GTPase activity; GTP binding. Bases 470 to 1021 code for a protein of 183 amino acids. The record is from RefSeq and is a predicted model, not a curated record. The transcript has 4 exons. Gene Ontology annotation, biological process: vesicle-mediated transport; intracellular protein transport. Gene Ontology annotation, cellular component: plasma membrane; cytoplasm.
UCGGUCCCUUUCUUUACUCGUCUUCUCGUCUUCCACCGUCACGGGUGCUACGCAUGUCGUUUGGGGGCGUCUGUCCCAGGAUUCUCAAUUCCAUGCCAUCCCCUGCACUUUCAAUCACCGUCUACCUUUUUGAACGACCUAGUGGUCUUCCCCCAUCUAAACAUAAUUAUAGCUUUGCCGCCUGACUCUCGUAGACGUCUCGGAAAUGCUGCUGCCUGGUUGUCUUUCGCGCUCAGAUCGCACAACGUUUCUGUCCUAGCUCCCAAAAAGCCCAAUCUGUCCUCUUUUCCUGGCAUCAUUGUCGCUCUCGGGCAACGUCACCACGCGUAGCCAGGUCGUCUUUAUUUAUCACGACUACCGCCCGUUCUUUGCGCUUACCAUUGUUUCGAACAGAAUCGCCUUUCUUUCUCAAGUCGACAUAAUUCCACAGAAAAUCAAAUAGAUCGUCGUUGCCGUCCGAAUUGCCAUCAUGGGUCUCACUUUCUCGAAGCUUUUCGACAAGCUGUGGGGGAAGAAGGAGAUGAGAAUUCUCAUGGUCGGUCUUGAUGCUGCUGGCAAGACUACAAUUCUCUACAAGCUGAAGCUUGGUGAAAUCGUCACCACCAUUCCUACCAUCGGCUUCAACGUUGAGACUGUCGAGUACAAGAACAUUCAAUUCACCGUGUGGGAUGUCGGUGGUCAGGACAAGAUCCGUCCUCUCUGGAGGCACUACUUCCAAAACACCCAGGGUAUCAUCUUCGUCGUCGACAGCAACGAUCGCGACCGUAUCGUGGAGGCUCGUGAGGAGCUUCAGCGCAUGCUGAACGAGGAUGAACUGCGGGACGCCAUUCUCUUGGUAUUCGCCAACAAGCAGGAUCUUCCGAACGCCAUGAACGCUGCCGAGAUCACAGAUAAGCUCGGCCUUCACAGCCUGAGACAACGUGCCUGGUACAUUCAGUCUACCUGCGCCACCUCUGGAGAUGGUUUGUAUGAGGGUCUUGAGUGGCUCGCGACCACUCUGCGCAAGGCUGGUCACCAGUAAACUAUUCAUACCCACGCAGACAACCAAUGAAGCCGCAUGAAGCCUUACGCUCGCUCCGUCCGGCCAUGUCAACCUACAUUUCGCUUAAUGGUUCGGUGGUCAUUUGCAAGUUAUCCGAGCACAAUCCAAUCGAGUAGUCCAUUAGCCAUCGAUGGCAAUCUUUUUCCUCUGGAUCUUCCCAAAUGCCAUCGUCUGUUUUUGUGGCCCCCCCCUCCCUGUGGUGGCGCCUUAUAUCGUUUUCGUGAGCUCGCCAGGCUUGGGAUCGCAUUGGUAUCGGUUCCGUCUAUCUACGUCUUCUUUCCGAC